Molecule: messenger RNA, 1985 nt
Organism: Hypoxylon trugodes
Lineage: Eukaryota; Fungi; Ascomycota; Sordariomycetes; Xylariales; Hypoxylaceae
Product: putative cytochrome P450
Exons: 7
Coding region: 199-1731 (510 amino acids)
Molecular function (GO): iron ion binding; oxidoreductase activity, acting on paired donors, with incorporation or reduction of molecular oxygen; monooxygenase activity
Source: RefSeq, a predicted model, not a curated record
AUAUAUAUAACAUGAUACCGUCGGCGAUCUUGAAAAUAUUCAUGGAGCAAAGGGAGCUGAAUAUGGAUGACGUUCAUAUCGGCGACGCACAUGCUUUUUGACAUAUUUACAGCAUUUUCUCAUAUAACUUCAUUUAUGUGGUAAAUAAUAAAUUUGGUCUUCUUUAUAUAUAUUUAUUUUCUCUUUGCUGUGAACAUAAUGGCCAAGUUAGCUGAGCUAUGGGAGGUCGGUGUGUCCAGCGUUGGGAAGUAUGGUGCGCUCGCCAUAUUGAUUUUUACCUUGGCUGUUGCGUAUGAAGUAGCAGGAAUUAUCUACAACCUCUACUUUCACCCAUUGCGCGACUUCCCUGGACCAUUGAUUCAAAGGGCUUCAAGACUUCCAUGGGCAAUUCGACAUGCUCUUGGUUCUCAAGCUCUUUACACGCAAAAGCUUCACGACAAAUAUGGACCUAUCGUCCGUGUUGGGCCGAAUCACUUGACUUUUACCGAUCCGAGGGCAUGGAAAGAUAUCUAUGGUCAUCGUGUUGGUACCGAGGGCGAUAUGGCAGAAAUGCCCAAAACUCGCGUGUUCAACAAGACAAUUCGAUCCCAGCCGACUUCGAUCUUAAACGCAGACCGUGAAGAGCAUUCUCGAUUCCGUCGAGCACUUUCGCAUGGGUUUUCUGAUAAUGCGAUGCGCCAACAGGAGCCAAUGAUUAAGAAAUAUGUCGAUCUCUUGCUACAGAGAUUACAUGAAGAAUGUGAUAAUGGGAAGAAAGCACUCAACAUCGAGGCUUGGUACAAUUGGACGACUUUCGAUAUCGUGGGAGAUCUUGUUUUCGGACAGUCGUUUCACUGUCUUGACAAUGUCGACUAUCAUCCCUGGAUCGAGUUCAUAUUCAGCAGUAUUCGAUUCGGUGCUAUCACGGUAGCGAUGACUUAUCUUGGCUUGGGCGACCUCGUGCAAUUGCUAGUUAAGUUGGGUGGGAAUGCGAUUAAAAGAGUACGGAAGUAUACCGAUGACAUGGUGAGGACACGGUUAUCAAUGGAGAAGGACCGCGACGACCUCUUCGAGGGCCUUAUUAAGAGACGUGAGGACUGGAACUUAUCGUUCCAGAAACUGUCUGCGAAUGCGUUCAUUCUCGUCCUCGCUGGAUCCGAGACGACGGCAACCACGUUAUCUGGUGCUACCUAUCUCCUAUUAACUCACCCAGAGAUCCUAGAGAAGUUGAAGAAGGAGGUUCGCUCGGCAUUUACCAGUGUCGAUGAAAUCACGAUUAGUUCCGUCAACAAGCUCUCGUAUAUGCUCGCAAUCCUCAACGAAUCGCUCCGACUUUAUCCUCCCGUCACCUCGGGUCUAGUUCGAUCAGUUCCUGAGGGUGGUGAGCAGAUUGCGGGUCACUACGUAGCUGCUGGUACGUACGUCGAAGUCCAACACUGGUCGAUGAACCACAGCAAGGAGAACUGGAAGGACCCAUGGGCCUUCCAACCCGAGCGAUUCCUGACCACCCCUGAAGAGGCUGCCAAAGCCGGAAACCAGCUUGAAGCUCUACAGGCCUUUAACGUUGGUCCCCGGAAUUGUAUUGGGCGCAACCUUGCGUAUGCCGAGAUGCGCUUAAUUCUAGCCCGCAUUAUCUACGAGUUCGAUCUGAAGCUAUCUGACGACAGCAAGAACUGGAUCGAGAGGCAAAAGACAUUUGCGCUUUGGGAUAGAAUCCCUCUUUACGUAAACUUGACCCCGGUAGAGCGAUAGUCUGCUUUACAAUCAAAUAGCAUUUAUAUGGAACAUAGAAAUGAGUUCUAGCUUAUAUCAAUGGAUUUGGUGUAAAGAGUAGGGUGAUCUAUGCGGCGAAAGGUAGAGUACAUGUGAGGACGCUAGGAUAUGUGUGUUGCAAAACUCCCAUCUAUAAACCAUUGUAUCAAAAUAUACCCCUGUCACGAAUCUACGUUGAUCAUCAUACUAAGCUGUUACUUACCUAGGUAGUAAUGCAUUCUUCCUGGCUGCUU